This is a messenger RNA of Bactrocera dorsalis (oriental fruit fly), 3716 nucleotides long. It is a transcript of the gene drl, whose product is annotated as tyrosine-protein kinase Drl. Gene Ontology annotation, cellular component: signaling receptor complex. Gene Ontology annotation, molecular function: protein kinase activity; ATP binding. The record is from RefSeq and is a predicted model, not a curated record. NCBI's taxonomy places the organism in Eukaryota, Metazoa, Arthropoda, Insecta, Diptera, Tephritidae. Gene Ontology annotation, biological process: positive regulation of kinase activity; multicellular organism development; protein phosphorylation. The transcript has 4 exons. Bases 658 to 2538 code for a protein of 626 amino acids.
ACUGCAAUAACUAACUGGCAGAGCACUGUGGUCGCCUGUGCUGCGUGCGUUCUGUCGUUGCAUGUCGGUCUAAUGCGAUUUGUUUGUUUACCCAGUUGACAGUUCCUGGAAAAUCGUCAUGGUGAACAUAUCUUAGCGCUUGUGCGGAAAAAUUCUAUAUCCCGGUGAUGCUGCGUGUGUAAACGAACGUGCGAAAUUUCAACACACGUAUAACCAAUCUCAUCGAGCUGAUAGGCACACAUUCAGCGCACUUUUAAAAGUGCAGCGGGAGCAGCUCCACAUUUUGAGUGAACUAAAAUAAAUAAAAAAUUCUUUGUAUCUAUGAAAGCGCACAGUUUAAAAUUGGUUGGCCGUGCGCGUAUUUUCGGCACAAACACUAUCCCCAAAAUAAAUAUGUAUGUCUAAUAUAGAAAUAAAAUGUUAAAAUUUCAAAGCGUUUCAAGUUCCAAAAUAGUGGUAGAUAAAAAUAAAAGUGAAUUAAAGCGGUGAUAAUUGUGCUAAGUGUAGAAAGGAAAAUAAUAAUAAAAUAUCCGCUAUUGUAUGGGUGUUUGUGGCAUUAUAUGUGUAGCAACAAAUAAACAGUUAUUUGUAAAUAUAAUCAUUAAGUGACGUACAAAGCAGUUUGAAGUGCCCAAUUAAAAAGUAGUUAAAAGAAAAAUGUCACUUUCAACUAAUUUAACCUUUACGUUUGGAUUAUUUAUGUUCUGCGGUGCGCUGGUGCAUUGUCACCUCAAUGUUUACCUCAAUCUGCACGAAGUGAUGCGAUUAAUAGGUGUCUCGGCUGAGUUGUAUUAUGUGCGCGAUGGUCAGGUCAACGAUUAUGCGCUUAAUUUUGCCGUUCCUGUGCCGGCGAACGUCAACGAGAUCUCCUUUACGUGGCAGAGUCUAGCCCAUCAUCCGCUUCCAUACAGUGUCAACAUUAUUACAUCAGAGCCAUUCGUACUGCCACGGCCAAUGUUGAAUAUUUCACGCAUCGGCGAAAUUCCGCUGGAGCCACAAACUUUCGCUGUCAGUUUGAAAUGUUCUGGCACGCGAGACGCCGAAGUUGAGGUCACCAUCGCCAUCGAAAUAAUACUGGACCGAAAAACGAAUAACAUAACAGAUUUGAUGUUUAAACGCAAAAAAAUUUGUCUUGCAGGCCCGCAGGAAGACGGACGCCAUACGAAUAUCGGUAGUAGUGUUGGCAAUUUGAACAAACAUAUUAACCAACCGAUAGAGGGUAUUUUGGAAGAUGUUACUGGUGGUCAUGUAGUGCACGAAAACGAGGGGAUGAAGUUCGGUGAGGACGGCAUAAGUCCACAUGUAACCAGUAGUGAUGAACAGCAUAUGAUGGAUGAAAAUUUGUUAGGCGGUGGUCGUUUGAGCGGCCCAGGCACUAUUUUGCACGAUUUUGAUCCCAUGCUAAAGGAGACACUUGCGCCUCCCACCAGCGGAGUAACCACACUCAUAAUUGGCGGUAUACUGGCACUGAUACUGGUCAUUACACUAAUUGUAAUUGCUUACUGCGCUAAGGGACCAACGAAGCGGCAAAAUCACGGGGUACAUCUUAUAAAAACAUCGAGCUUUCAGCGCUUACCUACAAUAUCAUCGACAGCUCACAAUUCCAUCUAUGUGUGUCCGUCUGUCAUCACGCCCACUUAUGCAACACUCACACGACCUUUCCGAGAGUACGAACAGGAACCGGAGGAGUUCAAUCGUCGUCUGAGUGAAUUGACUGUACAAAAGUGUCGUGUUCGAUUAUCAAGUUUGGUGCAAGAGGGUACAUAUGGCCGCAUCUAUAAGGGUACUUACAAUGACAGCCAAGAGGUACUGGUGAAAACUGUAGCUCAACAUGCCAGUCAAAUCCAAGUGUCGCUUUUGCUCCAAGAAGGUAUGAUGCUAUACGAUGCGGCACAUCCCAACGUACUCUCCGUCUUAGGCGUUACAAUCGAGGAUUUUACCACACCAUUUUUGCUCUAUCCAGCGUCCAACAAUACACGAAAUUUGAAGCUGUUCUUACAAGAACCGGCAUAUGCGAGAAGCGUUACCACCAUCCAGACAGUGCUGAUGUCCUCGCAACUGGCAAUGGCCAUGGAACACUUACAUAAUCACGGUGUAAUCCAUAAGGAUGUUGCGGCUAGGAACUGUGUUAUCGAUGACCAACUGCGCGUCAAACUUACCGAUAGUUCGUUGAGUCGUGAUCUAUUCUCAGGUGAUUAUAAUUGCUUAAGCGAUGGUGAAAAUCGGCCGAUUAAAUGGAUGUCACUUGAGGCUAUACAAAAGAAGAACUACAACGAGGGUAGCGAUGUGUGGUCCUUCGGUGUUCUAAUGUGGGAGAUGUGCACACUAGGUAAACUACCUUACGCCGAGAUCGACCCAUAUGAAAUGGAGCAUUACUUGAAGGAUGGCUACCGUCUGGCACAACCCUAUAACUGUCCAGAUGAAUUAUUCACCAUUAUGGCCUACUGCUGGGCAGUAUUACCGACUGAACGUCCGUCAUUUAGCCAAUUGCAAAUAUGCCUUUCUGAGUUCCACACGCAAAUCACAAGAUAUGUCUAAGAUUCCGAGGUAAACUGGAAUAGGUAGACUUCAUAAUGUAAAAAUUGGCGUUGUUGUAUAUAAAUAGAAGUGAAGAGUUCGUUAUAUGAACAUAUUACGACCAUAAGAACCCAAAGACAGAUAAUUAAUUGAAAAGUAGGUAUUGUACAUAUAUUCUUACAUAUGUAUGUACACAUAUAUGCACCUAUAUGUAUAUAGAAACAGGUCAAUAUAUAAGGGGUAUUUUUUGACAUGUGGUUUCCAAAAAGAAAUAAAACGCAUAUAAUUUUCUAUAACGUUAUGGCCAAGAAUUUAGUUUUAUUGAAAAUACUUUUAUACUCGUAAGUGUUUGCCAUUAUAUUUUAAAUAUAAUUUCAAUAUGAUGACCGCCGCGGCUGGCUCGAAAAUUCCAGCCGAGAGGCCAAAUUUCCGACCACCUUUUGAAGCAGGUCGUAUGUUAGCAAUAACGCAUCGAAUAUUCUCUUCCAAGGCGUCACAUAUUGGGCAGGAUCCCUACUUUUGCGCAUCAACUCACGAAAGCUUUACUUCGAUGAUUUUUAUUUUUUUUAUUUUGAAUAUAAAUAAUGGUUUACAAGUAGGAAAUGUAAACUAAAAAACAACCAAAAUGAUUUAAUUUAAUAUUUAUCAAUAUUGUUGCCAUCUUUAUCUGUCACUAGGAUGCUUUUAAACUUCAGCAACACCAUCAUCAUCAUCUUAUCAGUAUCACUGCCCUUAAUUCCACAUUCAUCACAUAUGAUUGAAUCAACAGACUUAUUUGGUAAAUUUUAAUUGUUCUUUUUUUGGCAAUCUACGCAUUCAUGAAAUUAACAAAAGACAAUUCAGAAUAUGAUGCUUUGAUUUACAUUUUCUUCAAUGAAAUUCCCGAUAUUUUUUUAGAUUUUUUGUUUCCUCCUUGUUGGCCAAUAUGCAAAAGAGCUUUUUCAAUAAUUUCUAGUCCGUGUAUAUUUCAUACACGUCGGUUGAAUAUUUUACGAUCGUUAUGACUUAAACAUUAAUAGUAUAGGCACUUAAUUUGUUAAAUUUAAAUUUAUUGAGGCUAUUUCAACAAGCUUUUUUGAGGGGUAAGAAAAAAACUUAUGGCGGCAUUACCGUUGUUUAUGUUUCCAAUGUUAGGUUUAGGGUGGUCAACUAUUAAUCCUAAAGUAUCGUUUAAAGUUGCUUCUGAAAUUUUCAAUGGG